UCCUCCCUCGUCUCCUCCUCCUGCCUCGACGGCAGCCUCGCUUCCCCGCCGCCACUGCUGCUGCAGCCGCCGCGGCGGAUCAUGUGCAGCCCGGUGGAGCGGCGCCUGGCUGGGCUGCGGGAGGUGCUAGCGGGGCAGCCGGGCGAGGGCAGCGCGGGCGAUCCGGGGCUGGAGGCGCUGCUCGACCUGCUGCUCUGCGUCCACCAGGAAUGCAGCGGCGCCCCCCUGCGGCGGGAGAGGAACGUGCAGCAGUUCCUGGCCUGGGCCUCCUCUUUAGUCACCAAGACAAAACACCUGAAUCUGCGACGAGAUGACUUUGAGAUCUUGAAAGUGAUUGGACGAGGGGCAUUUGGAGAGGUGGCAGUAGUGCGAAUGAAGGAGUCAGAGAAGGUUUUUGCCAUGAAGAUUCUGCACAAGUGGGAAAUGCUGAAGAGGGCUGAGACUGCUUGCUUCCAGGAAGAACGUGAUGUGCUGGUGCAUGGGGACAAGCAGUGGAUCACCACCCUGCAUUAUGCCUUCCAGGAUGAUCACUACUUGUACCUUGUGAUGGAUUACUAUGCAGGAGGAGACCUGCUAACCCUCCUAAGCAAGUUUGAGGACCGCUUGCCUGAGGACAUGGCCUGCUUCUACCUGGCCGAGAUGGUCUUGGCCAUCCACUCGAUUCACCAGCUUGGAUAUGUCCACAGAGAUAUCAAGCCAGACAACGUCCUCAUCGACACGAGUGGGCACAUCCGCCUGGCUGACUUUGGCUCCUGCCUGAGGCUGCGUCCAGAUGGCACGGUGGUGUCUCCAGUGGCAGUAGGAACUCCCGAUUACAUCUCCCCUGAGAUCCUGCAGGCCAUGGAGGACAGAAAAGGGAAAUAUGGCCCAGAAUGCGACUGGUGGUCCCUGGGGGUCUGCAUGUACGAGCUGCUUUUUGGAGAGACCCCCUUCUAUGCAGAGUCCCUAGUGGAGACUUAUGGCAAGAUCAUGAACCAUGAGGAUCACCUGCAGUUCCCAACUGACAUCACAGAUGUCUCCGAGAGUGCAAAGGACCUCAUCCGGGGGCUACUGUGCCGGCAAGAGUUGCGGCUUGGCCAGAAUGGCAUCGAGGACUUCAAGAGGCAUCCUUUUUUUGAAGGCAUAGACUGGGACAACCUCCGCAAAAGCACGCCGCCCUAUGUCCCUGAGGUGGCCAGCCCUGCUGACACUUCCAAUUUUGAUGUGGAUGACGACACGCUCAAGGAGUCAGAGACGUUGCCACCGGUAUCUCAUGCUGCAUUCUCUGGCCACCACCUUCCGUUUGUUGGAUUUACUUUCACUUCUGGGGGCCCCCUCUCUGUGAGACACCCGGCCUCACCUUCUAGCAGCUCCAGCUCAAUGCGGCUAGAGAAAAGGAUCCGUACCUUGGAACGUGAAAAGUUGGACCUGGCUCGUAAGCUGCAAGAUUCCCUGGCAAAAUCGCCUUCCAAGGCACCAGCUAAAGACUCUGAGAUCAGGAGUCUCCGGAAUGAGGUGGAGAGUUUGCGGAAACAGUUGGCAGAGAAUCGGUUGGAGACUGCAGAGGUCCAGAGGCAGCACCUGGACAGAGUGGCAUCCGGGCAGGUGAAAACUUUGGAGGAGAGGCUGAAGUUACUGGAACAGGAAAAGAACGAUGCCCUUCAGGAUCUGGCUGUGACCCAAGAGCAGAUGCAAACUCAAGCUUGGGAGUUGCGGGACGAGCAAUGCCGGCAGAAGGAGACGGCCCAGGAGUUACACCGAGCCGAGGCCAAGUGUGGGGAACUGCGGGCUCAGCUGCUACGGCAUUCCAGGCAGUUGCGGGAGCGCCAGGAGGAGACAGAAGCCGCAGCACGGCGGGUGGAGGGGCUGCGCAAAGAACUGGCCCGCACUGAGAGUGGCCGCAAGGAGCUGGAGGCCCGGAUUGAGGGUCUAGUGAAUGAAGUAUCCAAGCAGCGGAGAGGGAAGGAGAGAGCAGAGCAACAACUGAGGAAACUGAAACAAGACCUGGAGGAGCUGAAGGUGAAACAAGGCACAGCCCCUUUGCAUGCCUCUGGCUCCAGGCGAGCUGCAGAUGUUUUGUGCAUCCCCAAAGAGGAGCUGCGCUCCUUGAGGGAGGCACUAAAGGGGAAAGAAGAGCAGCAGGAGGUGCUCCAGAGCGAGAUGGCUCAGCUCCGGGGACAGCUGGAGAAAGCCAGGAUGGAGCGGUGGAAAAACCUGGACCAAAAAGACCAGAACACAGAGGUGGACUCUCCCAGUGCUGCUGACCACAACCUGGAUCAGGACCCAUGUGCACUAGACUCUCGCAAGGAGGCCUUUGCCAACUGGGAGAUGCAAAUUGCCGACAUCUUGCGGUGGGUAAGUGAUGAAAAAGAGUCAAGGGGCUACCUGCAGGCUAUGGCCACACGCAUGAUGGAAGAAGUGGAGACCAUGAAGCAGGCUGGCGCACAGAGCCCUGGGCCAAAAACACCAGACAGCCUUUGGAAAGCUCGGCGCCUGCAGAAAGUGGAGGCCUCGGCCAAGCUGGAGCUGCAGUCAGCGCUGGAGGCCGAAAUCCGGGCCAAGCAAGGUGUCCAAGAGGAGCUCGACAAGUUGAAGGUGGCCCAUGUGGCAGCUGAACGCCAGCUGCAAGAAGCCGAGAAGCAGAACCGAGUGCUGCGUCUGGAGUUGGAGAAGGUGAAGGGGGAGCUGAAAGCCCGCUCGCUGGAAGGUAUCAAGCACCAAGGCCCACUGAUCCCCUUCCUCUCCUUCCGAAGUUCCAAUAAGGACUCCAUUGCUUUUGGGGGCUCCCCUGACCCUCAGGAGCCUCAAAAGCCCCCAGAAGAGGAACAGCUUCACCUUGAAGGAAGGAGGAGCCUACGAUCCAGUGCGCCUCCAGCCCAGAAGGUGGUGGCCAUCACAGACAUCAGCAACUCCCUGAAGCUUCUCACCCUUCUUUCCCAGCCUAAAUCGCACAGCUUCAAAACGCACAGCUUCACCACACCUACCAAGUGUAUGCGCUGCACAUCACUGCUGGUUGGGCUGGUCCGGCAAGGCUUGGCUUGUGAGGCCUGCAACUUCGUCUGUCAUGUUUCCUGUGCCGGAAGUGCCUCCAUCUGUCCCGUGCCCCCUGAACAGCUCCAGAAAACCAUGGGGGUCAACCCGACAACUGGGACAGGGACAGCCUUCGAGGGGUUCCUGUCGGUGCCAAAGCCUGCUGGGGUGAAGAAGGGUUGGCAGAGAGCUUUUGCUGUCAUCAGCGAUUUCAAGAUCUUCCUGUUUGACGUGCCAGAGGGAAAGACUUCGCAGUGCGAUGUGGGCGUCAUGCACGUCACAGACAUGAGGGACGAGAAUUUCUCGGUGGCUCCAGUGCUGGCCUCUGACGUCAUCCACGCCAACAGCAGAGACGUGCCCUGCAUAUUUCGGGUGAUGGCAUCCCAGUUGAGCUUUCCCACCACCAGCAGCUCUGUCCUGUUCCUGGCCGACAGUGAAGCUGAGAUGAGGAAGUGGGUGCAGGUGCUGACGGAACUGCACCACAUCCUGAAAGAGAACCGGCACCACGACCGAACCGUCUACGUCCUGAAGGAGGCCUAUGAUAAUGGUCUGCCCUUCAUCCCCCAUGCACUCUCGGCAGCCAUCAUAGACCGGGAUCGAAUUGCCCUGGGUACAGAGGACGGUCUGUUUUUGAUUCAUCUUCGAACAAAUGAUGUGCUGCAAAUCGGCGACUGCCGGCGCGUACAACUACUUCUGGUCUCGCCACAGGCCCAGCUGCUGUCUGUGCUCUGUGGCAGGAAUCAUAGUGUCCGCAUGUUCUCUUGGGCUGAACUGGAGACCCCAGAGGCUCCAGGGACCAAAGUCGUGGAGGCCAAGAGCUGCCAAGCAGUGGUCACGGGGCUCAUCUGCCGCAACACGACACCUGUGCUCUGUGUGGCGUGUAAGCGCCAAGUCCUGUGUUUCCAGCUGACGGCCACUCGUCCUCCACAUCGGCGCAUCAAGGAGAUUCAGGCUCAGGGCUAUGUGCAGUGCCUGGACGUUCUGGGGGACCGCCUUUGUGUGGGUUACCCUUCUGGCUUCUCCCUUUAUCCUCUGCUCAAUGAGGGUCCACCUGUGAACCUUCCCCAUGCUGAGGACCCCCGGGCAUCAGCCGUGGCCCAGAUGGAAGCUCUCAAAGCAGUGGAAGUCAGCCUGAGCGAGUUGAUCCUUUGCUUCAGUGGUUUCGGCCUCUACGUGGACGGACAGGGACGCAGGAGCCGUCCCCAAGAGCUGAUGUGGCCUGCGCCCCCCCUCAGCUGCUGUUACAAUGCCCCUUAUUUGUCAGUGUUUAGUGAGAAUGCUGUGGAUGUGUUUGAUGUCCGGAAAGCAGAGUGGAUUCAGACAGUGCCACUGAAAAAAGUACGUGCCCUGAACCCUGAGGGAUCCCUGUGCACUUUUGGUGCCGAGAAAGUCCGCCUGACCUACCUCAGGAACAAGGCAGCAGACCAAGAUGAGUUUGAAAUCCCCGAGAUGACAGACAACAGCCGUCGGCACCUGGUGAGAACUCGGCACAAACGCCGCUUCUCCUUCCGCAUCUCCGAGGAGGAGCGGCAGCACCAGAGGAGGGAGAUGAUGCGGGACCCUACCCUCCGCUCCAAGCUCAUAUCCAGCCCCAGCAACUUCAACCACCUUGUCCAUGUGGGUCCCAGUGAGAAAAACCACCAGUUGCAGGACUUGCAUGUGGCCCAGGAAGAGAAGCAGCGAGAGGCCCAAGCCCGUUUGCGCUGCAGCAGCCUCUCCGAGACUCGGCGGCCCUCUUCUUCAGGCAGUGAUAGCACUGGGACAGGAGACUCUUCAUCAAGAAAGUACAAGUUGGGCAGCUCCUUGUCGGAAGACUCCUUCACAUCUCCGCUAAGCUUUUCUUCUGGCAUGGACAUGUUGGUGAAGAUCUCGGAACGGACACGGAGCCUCCCUCCCCGCUCCAGCCAAGAAAGCACCAACUCAUGACGGGAGGGGACUGAAACCGCUGCUGCAUGUCUUUGGCCCCACUGCUUUUUACAACGAAAACGUGUGCCUUUUCAGGGAUUCUUCUGAGGCAACAGAGACAGUGGCUGACAGCUGUAUUUCCCCUGCACACCUGGAGGAAUAACUGUCCCCCUCUGCCAGAGAGCGUGGGAGGAAGAUAAAAGCAGCACAGCAAGCUUCAAAGAUGGCCCGGGAGUGACAGCAAAAUGUGUGCGGUAGCCUAAGCCAGCUGGGCCCCACCUCAACCUACACACCACUCGUAUCUCAGGGAAGGUUGCUGCCUACUCUUUUGUUUGUGACAGCCGUGCGCCAGAUCUCAUCUUCCCCUUGUUUGCUGCAACGGCAGGGGCAGGAAAGCCCUGCUUUGGGAAAAAACAUUUUCAAGAACAUUGUUUUUUUUUAAAGCUAACCUAGUUUCUGCAGUAUUCUACAACAGAGGAAGGGAGAACCCCUCCAUUGCGAGUUGGGAUAAGCUGCAUCAAGGACGAGGCUCAGGAGAAGAAGAAAAAAAAAGAGACGUAGGCUUGCCAAGGCAAGGCAGAUGGGCCCCGCCCUGGCAACCGCCUGCACUGCUGUCCAUCUGCUCGCCUGGCCACACACCCAACAGAACUCAUACACGUCUUGCAGGUGGCCCUUUUUCCUCUGGGAAGGAAGCAAAUUAAACACAAAAGGGUCAAAGCCAACUUACUUUAUGGUGGUGGUGGUGGUGGUGGCGGGGAGAGGUUCUUCCUAGAUGCACUUCUGUAUUAUAGGAAAAGGGGAAGGGAGGGAAAGGUGGGAUACUCACCUGCAGCUGUUGAAUGGCCACACACCCACCUAUUGCCUCAAGACAGUGCGGAAGUGGGACUGCAAGAGACAGUGCAGAAGGAAGGGUCUUUUUUAAACACGCAAGGGCAUGCUCUGCUGGCUCCAAGCCCUUUGGACUCCCAACAGCUUUUGGCAAUCCCAGAAGAGCCCAUCCAUCAGUUCCACUUUCUGCCCUCGGCCGGUAAGCACAGGGUGA
Eublepharis macularius is the source of this 5956-nucleotide messenger RNA. It is a transcript of the gene CDC42BPG, whose product is annotated as CDC42 binding protein kinase gamma. Gene Ontology annotation, molecular function: ATP binding; protein serine/threonine kinase activity. Gene Ontology annotation, cellular component: cytoskeleton; cytoplasm. The record is from RefSeq and is a predicted model, not a curated record. Gene Ontology annotation, biological process: peptidyl-threonine phosphorylation; actomyosin structure organization. Lineage: Eukaryota; Metazoa; Chordata; Lepidosauria; Squamata; Eublepharidae. The transcript is spliced from 37 exons. Bases 82 to 4935 code for a protein of 1617 amino acids.